AUGAGAAGAGAAGCAACAAGCACGAACCUCCAUUCCUCCUCCGACAACUCCUCCGAUGCCACGAUACGACUUGACUCAAAUCAAAGGUUAUCAUCACAUCCAAUUUCUUCUUCAAAAAUCGAGCCAAUUCUCGAGCAUGCUCCUCAUAUUAAAAUUAUAAUUGAAAAAUCCCUAUUGCAAAUACAAUAUGAUUUUCAUUGCUUUCAUUGCAAGAAAAUAUGGAAAAUUUUGAAUUUAUUAUUGGAGCAUUGGAUGUAUGAUCAUGUAAAUGAUUUUUGUGUGCUCAAUAUAGAUCGCACCUGUCAUGGAAAUAUUGAAGUCUUAGUGAGCUAUCAUUUAUUCUCGUCCACAAAUAAUAACCAAAAAUUCUAUGAUGUGUUGACCUUUAAAGAAUUGCCAUCCAAGAAUAUUUCAACAUUUGCUGCUGUGAAUUUAUUUUAUAAUUUUUCCUUUAACGAGAUGACACAGGAUGAAAAAAUACACAUGAAACGAUGGGUUGAAAAAACAGGAGAGAAUGUGAACCAACAACAAAUCGAAACCAUGACAGAAAUUAAUACAACACCUCACAAAAUUCAAACCUUCGACGAAUUCCAACACUUUAUUUCUACUCAUCAACAAGAAUCCCAUAUUUUCUGGAUGGAAUAUCUUGCAUAUUUGAGAUCCAUUUAUGCCCAUCAACACCUACUCUCUCUUCCUGAAUUGGAAAAACUAGAAUUGAUGAUUUUUGAACGUUUGAAAAAUUAG
This is a messenger RNA of Naegleria fowleri, 744 nucleotides long. RefSeq lists its product as uncharacterized. Bases 1 to 744 code for a protein of 247 amino acids. Lineage: Eukaryota; Heterolobosea; Eutetramitea; Acrasida; Naegleriidae. The record is from RefSeq and is a predicted model, not a curated record. The transcript is spliced from 2 exons.